UUCGGAAAACGAUCAGAGGUUCCAGAUGAGGAUAGCCUAGAUAUGGAAAAACGCAAGUCAGCUUAUAUGCGUUUCGGAAAAAGAAAGAGCGCUUAUAUGCGAUUUGGCAAACGUUUCUCAGAGUUCGAUGAUAGCUCCGACCCUAUCGACAUGGAGAAACGCAAGUCUGCUUACAUGCGAUUUGGUCGCUAA
This is a messenger RNA of Strongylus vulgaris, 192 nucleotides long. The record is from the annotation of a GenBank genome assembly. NCBI's taxonomy places the organism in Eukaryota, Metazoa, Nematoda, Chromadorea, Rhabditida, Strongylidae.